Parnassius mnemosyne (clouded apollo) is the source of this 372-nucleotide messenger RNA. NCBI's taxonomy places the organism in Eukaryota, Metazoa, Arthropoda, Insecta, Lepidoptera, Papilionidae. The record is from the annotation of a GenBank genome assembly.
AUGUCUGUAUUACCACGAGGCUAUGAGUGCUUCCAGCCAUCCCCAAGAUACGGAUGUGUACAGGGUGAAUACAGCGUGUAUCACAAGAGACCGAGAUGUGGUCAGCCUCGACCACAACCAUUCCAACGAGAGGUAGCCCCAUAUUGCAGUGGACAGAGUCGAGUUCCACGAGAAAGACCAUGCUGUUAUGAUUUUCCUUGCAAAGCGGAUUGCUUUAAUCACGGCGCGUGUACGAGGCCCAGUGGCAGAUACGCCCGUACUGUUUGGUACCCGGGUGAAUGUUGUCCAGUGGUUCCCCCGUGCCAAGCUUUUACCUGCCCAAGCCCGCCAUAUCAUCCCUGCUGCACUCACACCUGUAAUAAGCUAGUUUAA